AAAAGUGUCACAGUUUUAGCUGUAGCGUCACAAAUCGCUGGCGUCCUGUUCCCCCCCUGAUGCAAUCAGAAGAUUACAGACUCAAAUAGGAAAAAGAAAGAAACUAUAAAGGAGCUAUACUUCGCCAAACAGGAGUGUAGGAGUGAGUCAGCGGUGGAGAACUGCGAAGUUAUUUAGGUACACCAGAAGCGGGAGCAGCCAGCCGGGCGAUCUGAGUGUUUCCUGACUUUGAUGCGACCCGAGUGUGCCUGGAGCAUGUCCACAGUGGGCCUGACUGCCCAGGAGAUCUCUUUCCCAAUAGAAAACCCCUUCCUGAGGGGCAGCUACUGUCACCGCAUGGCUGGAUCCAAACCCUCCUGGAGCUAUCGCCAUGAGCUGGACAACAGCUUCUACUUCAGUAUGGACACUGCACACUCAGACCACAGCUCUCGUGCGCAGCAUAAAGGGCCCCCUCCACCGUCUCUAAGUCAUGAAAGACAUAAACACAGUCCCAGCUCACAGAGAUUACCUCCGAAGAAAUCCCGGCCCUCCCACCUCCCCUUAUCCUGCAGCGCUGAACCAUCCACCCCAAGUCCUGCUGAUGACGACCAGGUGGUCCCCUCAUUCCAGCGGCUCUCUGUGUACGAGUGCAGCAGUCCCCCACAGACGCCGGGCAGAUGCUCCAAGCCUCUGCCCCCGAUCCCUCCGCACACAGACAUCUCCCCCGAGCAGGCUAUGGACAACGAGGUAGAGUUUUUCACAAGUUCGGACGACAGCCGCUGCCUGGUGUCCGACCAGUGUUCCAAACCGUCUCCUUUCCGAUACGGAGUCCCCAGUCGGAGGAGCUUCAGGGACUGCGGGCAGAUUAACUAUGCCUACUAUGAUGGGCCAUUAGGACCGCAAAGCCCGAGGCAGCCCCAACAGCAACAGCCCCAACAGCCCCAACAGCAGCAUCAUCAGCAUCAUCAGCAUCAGCAGCAGCAGCAUCAGGCCCCUCCUCCACAGGAAGUGCGGGAACAUCACGAGCAGCAGAGACAUGAACCUCCUGAGCCGGUGGUCUGUCAGAGACAGCAGGACAAAGCUCAGAGGAGGCUGCGGCGCUCACACUCCGGCCCGGCCGGAUCCUUCAACAAGCCCUCUCUGCUGCGCCUCACGUGCCACAAACGGCACACUCAAAGUAUGGACAAGGGCGAGGUGCCGCCCCCCAUCCCGCCACGAACAAUCAAGACAGGAGACUACCGCCGCUGGUCAGCAGAGGUCUCGUCUGGGGCUUGCAGCGACGAGGACAAACCGCCCAAGGUGCCCCCGAGGGAACCUUUGUCCAGAGGAAGCUCCCGCACCCCGAGCCCCAAGAGCCUCCCGACGUACUUUAACGGGGUGAUGCCCCCGACACAAAGCUUUGCACCAGAUCCGAAGUACGUAAGCUUUCGGGGUUUACAAAGACAAAACAGCGAAGGCUCCCCGUGCAUCCUCCCCGUUAUGGAAAACGGCAAGAAGUCCAGCACCACACAUUACUAUCUCCUGCCUCAGCGGCCCGCUUUCAUGGACUCACCUUGUGUCGAGCGGUUUCUCAGCUCCGCGGCACGCAAUACUGAUGCAUCAGACUCGGACUUGGACUGUCACACCAGCAGGAAAGCACAUGUGGAUUUAGUUUGAUAAGUUGUAGUGGAAGUAGCAGACUCUACUGUACAUGAGCAAAAACCACUUGAAAAAAUGGUGUAACUGCACGCUAACAACCCUCAUACAGCUGCUUUUACUUUUUUUUUUUUUUUUUUUUUUACCCCCCGAUGUUUUCUGAACACAGGGUAUGUGCGCACUGUUUUCAGUUACUGGUAAUGUUGUAGUAGCUAUCACAACGGAGAUACUUUAUGUAAAGAAAACUGCAUCUCUGACUAUAGAUUGUGGGCAGAAUUCAACAUUGUAGAGCUUAUUUUUGAUAUGAUUUUAAUUUCACGACAUUCAAUAUCGUGCUGUUUUUGCUGACGACGUGGUACAGUCAGAAGGUACAAGCGGGCCUUGAACCUCUCAUGCUCAGUGUUUUUUUUCCGUACCUGGAAGGUUGAGGAUGUUUUGUGAGAUGCACUGAUGCUGCUUUUGUGUCUCACAAGGGAGAAAAGGUCAGUAAUGUAAAGUAUCACUUAAUAUAUGAAGUCGAAACACAAGGCCAAUUAAUUUUUUUUAACGAAAUGAAGGAUGCUAGCACACAAAUCUCUUUUCUGUUUGCUAUUUUAUAUCGACACUGAUAUGGUUUCCCUGCCUUGAUGAAGUUUUACUCUUACUCAGGCCACUAUAUCCGUGUAUAUUUCCCACAUGGUACAUUUUUACAAAGCAGUGGGUACCAUUACUGGUAGCUACGCAUGUUUCCAUUGGAAUGUCUAGUGCAGCUUAUAUGGUGUCUGUUGAUAUGAGUGUGUGUAUGUAUGUGCGUGGACGUGUUUGUGCAUAUGUGCAUGUGAACAGCAGUUGGAAAAGUGUUCUGGUGAGACUUUAUAAAGCAACUUUUCUACAAUUGGUAGAAAACCAUACUUGUUACCGUGCUCUGCCUAAUUGCAGCCCUCUAAAAAAACAAAAAAAAGGAGAAAAAAAGUGCUUUCUUUCAGAGUCCAGGUCUGUUUUGUUGCACAGAAAUCGACCUGAAGUGAAUGUAUGCUAUUCUUACUGAAAUUCCAUCAAACAGGUGGAGGAGCUUAUAUCUUUUUGGUCAAGCUGUGAGUCGUCGCUUGGAAAUAAUUUGCCUCAAGUACUACCUCCCUUUGAUAUCAAUCCUAUAUUUCACAUAAUCCCCCAUUAGUAAAGCCUAAAUCUGAAAUAAUGAUCUAUAAAACAUGAGGUAACCAGCUCCAAAUGUGACCUGACGCAAGUUUUAAUUAGGUUACACUUCAGUCGAUUUUAACCGGAUAUCCUUAAAUAGAGAUUUUAGAUCACAGAGAUGUUCGGCCAACCUGUUAAUACAGACGCAUUACAAAGACAGUGCAAGGUUUACCUACCUGACACAGACUUUCCUGUUCUGCUCAUGCAUUCCUGCCUUACAUGAUUGCAGUGGGUGUGGUCUGAAAGACUUUGGCUGCUGGCAGCCCAGAAAAAAUAUGAGUUAUAUUGUUGUAGAUUAUUCAAGAAGCAUCAGGACGAUAUAAUAAAUGUAGCACAUGUAUUGAAGUAACCCUUGGUAUCGAACACGGUGUUCAGUUUGGGAAACUACUAAGGUCAAAUGGUCAUUGAAAUAUACUUUUUCUUCUCCCUCCUGCUCAUGAAACCUUGCCAACACAAUGUUGCUUUUGACUUAAAUGUCUGAAAAAAAUGUUUACAUCAUACACUGAUACUAUUUAAUCUUAAGGUAUUCAUAUGUCUUAUUAGAAAUAAUAAAACUGAAUGAAGACUAGUUUAUCAAGAAAUAACUUCUCUGCUGUGGUGAAGACAUGCACUGGGAGAGUACAGUAUGCUGUGUACAGUAUUUAACAAUUCCAUUUGUUGUCAUGAAGUAUAUAGUCUUUGAAAAAGAAAGCAAAAAUAAAAUGACUUAUUUAUGAGCCUG
Molecule: messenger RNA, 3511 nt
Organism: Centropristis striata (black sea bass)
Lineage: Eukaryota; Metazoa; Chordata; Actinopteri; Perciformes; Serranidae
Gene: errfi1a
Product: ERBB receptor feedback inhibitor 1a
Exons: 4
Coding region: 232-1635 (467 amino acids)
Biological process (GO): regulation of keratinocyte differentiation; negative regulation of epidermal growth factor receptor signaling pathway
Cellular component (GO): extrinsic component of cytoplasmic side of plasma membrane
Source: RefSeq, a predicted model, not a curated record